Molecule: messenger RNA, 3051 nt
Organism: Gadus macrocephalus (Pacific cod)
Lineage: Eukaryota; Metazoa; Chordata; Actinopteri; Gadiformes; Gadidae
Gene: cpz
Product: carboxypeptidase Z
Exons: 13
Coding region: 202-2199 (665 amino acids)
Biological process (GO): proteolysis
Molecular function (GO): metallocarboxypeptidase activity; zinc ion binding; protein binding
Source: RefSeq, a predicted model, not a curated record
UUGCUGUGUAACAUGAUCGCUGCAGAUGCAAAGCCAUAAUUCUCCGCAGAGCCACACAUCUGUCGGUGAAGGGAUGCUCCGCGAAAACAAAGGAACGAAGUAACCGCUGGUGGUUAAUUGCAGAGGGAAGUUGGAGGUCCACACGCAGACUGGACUCAGUGCCACAUCACAAACCCCUGCUCGGCUGCGUUAUACUGCAACAUGCAUUUCGCACAAAUCGUGUUCUUUCUUUCGCUCACUCAGUGUUUGUGCGCCCUACCGCAGCACUGCGGGACCGGAGAUAACGUGGGACCAUGCAGUAACAAUGCAGCGGUUGAAGAAAAACCUAAAUGCACAGAGCUGAACCUGGGCUACUGCAAUAACAUGGACUACUCCAGGACCCUCUACCCCAACAUCCUGGGCCACCGCACCCAGCUGGACGCCGAGUCGGGGCCCGAGUACCUCCUGCUGACGGUGCUCCACGGACUGCUGAACGGAGAGUGCUCCCCGGACAUCCGGCUGGUGGGCUGCUCCGUGCUGGCUCCGCGUUGCCGGGGCGACCGCGCCGCCAAGCCCUGCCGCGGCACGUGCGAGGAGCUGCGGCGGCAGUGCGGCCACGCCUUCGAGGCCAUCGACAUGGCCUGGCCCUACUUCCUGGACUGCGACCGCUUCUUCGCCAGCACGGAGGAGGGCUGCUACGACCCCCUGGCCGGGCUGAAAGCCAGACAGGAGCAGUCGUUCGCCAGCCUGUCCCCGGACGAACCCAGCACCAUCAUCCAGUUCACCUACACCACCAACGGCCAGAUGUACGGCCUGCUGAAGCGGACAGCCGCCAAGUGCUCCCACAUCGCCCAGGUCUACAGCCUGGGCCGCAGCACGGAGGGCCGCGACCUGCUGGCCAUCGAGUUCUCCCGUAACCCCGGGCAACACGAGCUCAUGGAGCCUGAGAUCAAGCUGGUGGGCAACAUGCACGGUAACGAGGUGCUCGGCCGCCAGCUGCUCAUCUACCUGGCCCAGUACCUGUGCUCCGAGUACACGCUGGGCAACGAGCGCGUGCAGGCGCUGGUCAACAGCACGCGCAUCCACAUCCUGGCCUCCAUGAACCCCGACGGCUACGAGCUGGCGGCCGCAGAGGUAGAGGACAGCAGCGACCGGGACCCAAACCACCAGGAAGGCCCACUAAUGAACGGAUGGACCAACGGACGCGGCAACGCUCAGAACAUUGACCUGAACCGGAACUUUCCGGACCUGACCUCGGUCCUGUACCGCAACCGGCGCAGCCGACACUACCGCACCGAUCACAUCCCCAUCCCUGACUCCUUCUGGUUCGGGAAGGUGGCGCCAGAGACCUAUGCAAUGAUGAAGUGGAUCCGCUCAAUUCCUUUCGUACAGUCCGCCAGCCUCCAUGGCGGGGAGCUCGUUAUCUCGUAUCCGUUUGACUUCUCGCGACACCCGCAGGAGGAAAGGAUGUUCUCCGCGACUCCAGAUGAACUGGCCUUCAAACACCUGGCCCGCACCUACGCGGACUCCCACGCCACUAUGUCCAACAACGACACGGACCGGUGCGGGGCCUCGUUCUACCGGAACGGGGGCAUCAUCAACGGGGCCUUGUGGUACAGCUUCGCAGGCGGUAUGUCCGACUUCAACUACCUGCACACCAACUGCAUGGAGAUCACGGUGGAGCUGGGCUGCGAUAAGUACCCCACAGAGGCCGAGCUGUACCCCGAGUGGAAACGCAACAAGGAGGCUCUGCUCAGCUUCAUGGAGUCGGUCCAUCGGGGGAUUAAGGGCGUGGUGAGGGACAUGGACGGCUAUGGAAUCAAAGGGGCGACCAUCGCCGUCAGGGGAAUCAGGAAGGACGUGACCACAGCGGAGGACGGGGACUACUGGCGUCUCCUGAACCCCGGGACCCACAUCCUGACGGCCACGGCCAAGGGCUACUCCCGGGUCUCCAAGCGCGUCCGCCUGCCCCACAACAUGCUCAAGGCCGGGGUGGUCGACUUUGUCCUGAAAAAGGUUCCGUUGGAGCCCGACAUCGACGACCACUUCUUCCCAAUGGCCGACUCCUGGGAGCGCUUCGACCCCUACAACCAGUUUGAGCGCUACGGCGUGGUGGCGCGCGGCGAGGAGGGCCUGGAGCGCCAGGAGAAGCCCUGGUGGUGGAACUACUUCUCCCAGUUCUCCUUCUCCCCCCCGACGUGGCUGCUGCGUAACGUCUAGACACCGGGCCCGACCAGAGAGAGAGGGAAACGCUUAACGCUAAUGUAGCAUUGUAGGAGCGACCGGUAAUGGAGCGGAUAUUUGCUAUCGAAGUGAGGGAGAGGGAGCCAUUACGGGUUACAUGUAUCAAAGGAGGAGGAGGAGUGGUCCCAUGUGCUUCACUGGCAGAAUGGGAAACAGGCUAAAUAUAAUUCCAAUCCGAAACCUUGGCUUUAGCUCCGUUUUUACGUUUGCUGUUGCAUUAAAAGCAACGCCUGGAAGUGAAUGAAUUAGAGCAUGUAGAAUUAUUUAUAAAAGGUGGAUCAUUUGUGUUUUGUCAGUAGCAUCGCAGUCACUACUUUACGUUGUCUCUCUUUUUUUACUCUGAUCGACGACAAAGACAAUGAUGAGAUGAACAGUAAGGCUUGGUUUUCUUUCGGUGGUCUAGGUGCUUUCUCUACAGGUGGUGUAUUAUCUUCAGACUGUUGUGCAUCUCAGUGUCUGGAGCGAAAUGGUUUAGAACGUGUCUAUGUGCAGCUUGUCUUUGCCAUGUAUUCUCCUUUCGUAAUAUCCCCUGACAGCAGGAGUUACCCUGUGGUUUUUAAGGAUGACAAAUCCACAUAGUUCUCAUUAACAAGAAAGUGUGAUUUUCCAACCACUUUGCUGUAGGUUCAAAUGUUCUUCUUCAUAGGUCACGUCCAUAGCUAUAUGUCUUGGUAAUGUAUUCAAGGUCAUGUCGAAGCACUACCUGUCAAAUAUAUUACCAAUAAUAAGAUCUGACAUCUCUAAAUACAAAACACGGAAAUCAAAUGUUUUCCAUUGUACCUCAUCUCACCUGUGUUUCUUGUUCAAUUAAAUGAUGCUCUUAAUAAA